This is a messenger RNA of Cordyceps militaris CM01, 1434 nucleotides long. Its product is annotated as histone acetyltransferase type b catalytic subunit, putative. Gene Ontology annotation, molecular function: histone H4 acetyltransferase activity. Lineage: Eukaryota; Fungi; Ascomycota; Sordariomycetes; Hypocreales; Cordycipitaceae. The transcript is spliced from 3 exons. Gene Ontology annotation, biological process: subtelomeric heterochromatin formation. Gene Ontology annotation, cellular component: nucleus. The coding region runs from base 1 to 1434 and encodes 477 amino acids. The record is from RefSeq and is a predicted model, not a curated record.
AUGGCUGCACUUCCAGAUCUCGAGGAGUGGCUCGCCGACUCGAAUACGGCCUUGAACGUCAGUCUCGUUUCGCCAACCCCCUCGGGCCUCCAGCUCAUCUCGACCUUUCAUCCGAGCUUCACCUACCCCAUAUUUGGCGAGGAUGAAAAAAUCUUUGGCUACAAGGAUCUCAAGAUCAACUUGCGCUACCGCGCAAACGACAUGCGCCCGCAUGUACAAACGUCGUACAGCCGCAAAUUCACGCCUAUUGGCGAGACCGAGCCCAUGGAUGUCGUAGGAAUGCUGAAAGAGGAUGCGCAGCUUCCCGAUGUCGCAUUUCGCACGGAGUCAGAUUUCGAGAUAAACUCGCAAACGCUCGGCGAUGACUGGAAACCACCCGGAGAGCUUCAUGCGAGCUUUGAUGGCGCCGACGGUGCAUACGAAAUCUGGAAGGGAUCCCUGGCGGACGAUGCCAUCAAACAGCUGAACAAGCGCAUUCAGCUACUGAUCCUCCUCUUCAUCGAGGGCGGAUCUUACAUUGGGCAGGCCCCUGAAACCAACUCUUCACAGGUUGAAAUGCCUGAUGCAGAUCGCUGGACUCUGUUCUUUCUCUAUCGCAAGCAACCAUCGUCCGCUGAUCCAGAGAAAAGCUCUUACAUCUUUGUUGGCUACUCGACUGUCUACCGAUUCUACUACCUUCAAGCUCUGCCUACACCUCCUGCUUCUCCGAACCACGAUUGGGAGUUGCCUCGCGGCGAUUUUGAUAUGGCGCUACUCCCUUGCCGCACGCGACUUUCUCAAUUUCUAAUUCUGCCUCCUUUCCAAGGUAGCGGGAACGGCGCGCGACUAUACCGGUCCAUCUAUAACCACUAUCUCAAAGAGCCCUCGACGCAAGAGUUCACAAUUGAGAAUCCAAAUGAGGCUUUUGACGAGCUCCGAGAUGCGUGCGACUUGAAAUAUCUGCGCACCGUGCCUGAGUUUGCUGCUCUGAAACUAAAUCCAAACGUCAAAGUCGGCAAGAAAGGACUGAUCCCGCAGUUGAUCCAGGGUGGCGAAAAUCUCGAGGCUAUCCGGGCCAAGGUCAAGAUUGCGCCCCGCCAGUUUGCCCGCGUCCUAGAGAUGCACGUCAUGUCUCAGCUUCCCGACUCUGUUCGCCCCCGCAUCGACCCGGAUGAGAAGGUUCCUUCAAAAACUGCUACUGACAGGCAUCUGGAGCGACUAUGGCAGCUCCUCGUUAAGCAGCGACUGUACAGGCACAACCGGGACAUUUUGGCGCAGAUUGAUCUGCCUGAGCGUAUUGAGAAGCUGGGUGAGACGUUGCUAGGUGUCGAGCUCGAGUAUGCUAGGCUUCUGUCAGCACACGGUUCAAGCCCGGUCACCACAACCAAGGCUAAGCGUCGGUUGGACGACGAUGCGGAAUCCACCUCUAGCAAGCGAACAAGAGUAGAUGAGUAG